CCGGGCCCUGGGGGCGGGAGGGGGGCGUGCGGCGCCUUGCUGGGGUUUGAGAUCCGCUGCUUUUGUUCACUUGUCUGAAAACUGCUUUAGAAGGGCGGGUCGGCAUCGAGGGUGAGAGCAAAGAGCCGCGAAGGAGCAGAGCUCGCUUGUGGCAUCAGCUGCAACCCUCGUAGCAGAGAUUCAAGUGGGAAACAGAGGGGGAAUCCAGAGACAAACCAGCGGGGGAAUUAGGAACUGUGACGCCGUGUCCUUUCUGCUGUGCCGGAGCAAGCAAAGGAAAGAGAGGUAGAGGAAAAAAGACUGAGCCUUGAAACCAACCAUCACCCUGACGAUGUGUCAGUCAGACACCCUGCAGGGACCAGAUCUGCACACAGGGAAAUGGUGAGAUGCUAUAAAGCUUUAUCUAACCCUCCACCCUCUUGCUACAACCUCCACAAAGUUAAAAUUCAUGUCCGGAGGCUGCGUUCAGGGACCGGCGGCAGCAGCAGCUGUGCCGAGGACCAGCACUCACGUCCGGAGAGCCCAGGCCCGCCCGGCUCUGCCGGUCCUACACCAAGUAGGAGAACCCGUUUCAGGUUGCAAUUUCCCCAGCUGGCCCUGAGGCGAAGGUUGGGCCAGCUAAGCUGUAUGUCUAGGCCUGCUCUGAAACUCCGUUCUUGGCCUCUGACUAUUCUCUAUUAUCUUCUGCCUUUCGGUGCUCUUAAACCCUUGACCAGAGUGGGAUGGAGGCCUAUGAGCAGGGUGGCUCUGUACAAAUCAGUACCAACUCGACUGCUCUCACGAGCCUGGGGUCGCCUGAACCAGGUGGAGCUGCCGACCUGGCUCCGGAAGCCUGUUUACAGCCUGUACAUCUGGACAUUUGGAGUGAACAUGAAGGAGGCAGCUGUUGAGGAUCUUCAUCACUACAGAAACCUCAGCGAAUUCUUCCGCAGGAAGCUCAAACCACAAGCACGUCCAGUCUGCUGUUUGCACAACAGUGUGGUUAGUCCUUCUGAUGGAAAGAUUCUUAAUUUUGGACAGGUAAAAAACUGUGAAGUGGAACAAGUAAAAGGGGUUACUUAUUCUCUGGAAUCCUUCUUGGGACCUCGUGUCUGCAGAGAGGAACUGCAUUUUAGCCAUUCUCCAGCUCCACCUGGUAACUCUUUUCAGCAACAACUAGUCACAAAGGAGGGGAAUGAGCUCUACCAUUGUGUCAUCUACCUUGCACCAGGGGAUUAUCACUGCUUCCACUCACCCACUGACUGGAGAGUGUCACACAGACGUCAUUUUCCAGGCUCUCUGAUGUCUGUGAAUCCUGGAGUUGCUCGCUGGAUCAAGGAGCUGUUCUGCCACAAUGAACGGGUUGUCCUUACAGGGGACUGGAAAUAUGGCUUUUUCUCCUUAACAGCUGUAGGAGCAACAAACGUGGGCUCUAUCCGCAUCUAUUUUGACCAGGACUUGCACACCAACAGUCCAAGCUACUCUAAAGGAUCCUACAAUGACUUCAGCUUCGUAUCCAACAACAACAAGGAGGGAAUCCCCAUGAGGAAAGGAGAACAUCUAGGGGAAUUUAACUUAGGCUCUACAAUUGUAUUGAUUUUUGAGGCACCCAAGGACUUCAAAUUCCACCUCAAAGCUGGACAGAAAAUCCGCUUUGGAGAAGCACUGGGCUCUCUAUAGAAACUUGCUCAGCAAGGAGAUUUUCUAUUGGAAGGGACUUCUUUCACACCACUGAGUAUUUCACUUAACAAGUAUGUGUCACUCAGCAGGACCUGGGUGAGGAAAACCGAAGAUGUCAUUGCUGUGUUAAACUUGAGAUUAUUUGGUAUAUAUUUACAUGCUGCUGAAUGCAGAAAGAGAACUGAAUGACAAUGUAUCAGGUACAGCUGCCUUUAAAGAUGUUGAUCAUGGAGGUUUCUGACCCACCCUGUGCCUGUAGUCUUUUCAUAUUCACCCCUCAACGUGCCACAGGAUUACUAAGUUCUCAGAGCCUGCAAGUCCCAUGUCAGCCUUCCAAGGCUGUGCAGGUGCAGUGAAAAGGGUGAAGGGUGAGAUUAGCUGUAUUUAAAGGGACACUGACAGGUUGAGUGAGACCUUGUAACUUCAUUAUCUGUUUUUCAGACUUUGAGUAAAGGAUGUGUUUAUUUAUUUUAUUCUAAGAUACUCUGCUGAAGUUCUUAUGUAAAGGCAGCAUGUGAAUGCAGAGAAUGCCAGACAGUGAAAUUGGCUAAUAAAGCUUCACAGUCCAAACUAAGAAAAAUGUACAACAGCACCUGCUCUAUUAAUCUGUUUUCUACUGUUCUAAUACUUUUAGUUCUUUUACCUGACAUUGUCCCUUUAAGAAUGGACUUUGCACUGUAUUUUAAACCUGAAAACACUGUGUCUACAUUCCAUGCUAUGAAACUGGUCAUCUGGGAAUUUCCUUUUUUUUUUUUUUUUUAAAUAAUUAGCAAGCUGUAUCUGUUCCUAAUCCAUGGGUUUUUUUGCUAUUACUAGGCCUUAAGGAUGGUUUUACUUCACCUCUUGGAUUAAGGAUUGGAAGACAAUAGUGGAUGUUUUUCUUGUGUGAUGCAGUGAGAUGGCAGACAAAACAUAUUUUUAUUUUCUGCUGUGUAUCUUCCAUGUUGCUAUGUCACUAAAUUUUUUAAGAACUCCUCUAUUUAAAGUGCAGUUUCAGACACUUCAGGGCCAUUUUUAUUGCACAGAGUGAAAUGCCCCAUGCACUGACUGUGUAUAAAAAUACUAUGGAUGUUUGAAGCACUUCCAUCUGCCAAUCUGAGACUCCUAUGCUGGCAACAAUUCAGUCUUUUUUCAAAAUACUGAAGAAAUCCACACCAGCUCUGACCUCUGCCCUCCUACUUAGCACUAGGAAUGUGCUGGGGGCUGAAAGGUCUAUGCUGAAGCUUUUUAACAAUGUCACAGAGUUCAAAUCUUAACACUUUGCAUCUGUUGAAUGUGGCACUGUAUCGAACUGAUAGAAACUGGUGCCAAAGUGAUGAGGAAUUCUUUAAUUCCUAAGAGUUGUAAAGCAAUGUAUCAAUUAUUUUUAAAGAAUAAACUAUUUCAGGUCUAGACACUCCAACAUUUAGGACUGAUGCUGCUGUCCAGAGACUGCUGGAGUUGGUAUGCUUAUGAAACCUGCCUUUCUGCUCUCUGAAAGAUUUUUUAUUAUUUCCUUGCUUGAGCCCUGGGAAUUUUUUCUGCUACUUCAGAAAGAUGGUAGAGUUUGACCAGUUCCAGUUUCCUAAAGUGGAAUACAGUUUUCUUGUACAAAUGUCCAGUUUGUUAAAUCCUGUAAGCUUGAGUUGUCAUCAGGAAAGAAGGAAUAAGAUAAGCUGCCUCUUAAGUGAUGUAGCCCAGCCCUGACUCAGAUGAUUGUGGCUGUUUGGAUGACAAGCAGGAGAAAAUUAAUUUGGCUCUGAGAGUCAAUGUUUCCUCACUUUAUAUGGGGAGGAGUUGGAAAGCUUGAAGUGGCUCUCAGCCACCCAUCUUGUUGAACAGCUUGGCAUUAGCAGGUUUACUCCUGCAGCAGUAUGUUACCCUAUGCAGGCUAUAGAACUGUGCACUUUUCUGAAGCAAUGAGUGAGAAAAGGCAGAGGCAAACAUCAGCCCUCAGAAUUUAAAUCAGUCUAGCCCUUAGACUAAACUUCAACAUCAUCUUAAGAGUAGAAAGCAAGUCUCUUCCAGUGGAUGAGAGAAAAAACUGCAUCUUUUCCCCCCUUUCCUGCAAGGUCUAUGGCAGACACAGCCAGAGCAACUUGAAGCUUUAAUUUUUUCCUACUUGGCAUCAUCCAUAGUACCUGAAGGUUCUGUUAGCCUAGUAAUGGAGGACAGUUUAUGUGGCAUUUGCUUUAUUAACAACCUAAGGAAGGAGAGGAUUCAGCAUUCAAGUGGCUGUUUUAUUUCUGUGCAGAGCUUGCUGAUUAACAAACGUGAUUUGUUAUGCAGUGGUCAGCAAUGCACCCUGGAAGUGAAAGCAAAGUUCCUAGAGGGUACUGAUAAUGCUGUGAAUUUCUCCUACAUGGAGAAUCCAUUGAAUUCUUCAACUGUAUCAGUAGCACGGUAUUUUUGUAUGUCAAAGUGUAUGACUUACUGACAUUAACUCAUCUAACUGCAAACAUUUUGAAAUAAAGAGUCUUAUAAGUGUUG
Molecule: messenger RNA, 4128 nt
Organism: Calypte anna (Anna's hummingbird)
Lineage: Eukaryota; Metazoa; Chordata; Aves; Apodiformes; Trochilidae
Gene: PISD
Product: phosphatidylserine decarboxylase
Exons: 8
Coding region: 379-1659 (426 amino acids)
Biological process (GO): phosphatidylethanolamine biosynthetic process
Cellular component (GO): mitochondrion
Molecular function (GO): phosphatidylserine decarboxylase activity
Source: RefSeq, a predicted model, not a curated record